GGUACGUUCUCGAGGAUCCGCCCAUUUCCUCUUAAAACCGGUAGUGGUGUUCUAACGACAACAACGCCUUUAUUCCCUCUCAACAAUAAAAGGACGGCGGCUGGAAAAAAUCCUUGUCUGGUUACAAAGUCAAAAAAACACACACUUAUUUCCAGAGCUGAAAGGAAAUCCCAACAUGCUGUCGGACGCAGAUUACCCGGGGAUCGGUUCCAGCGGCCGGCGAGCCAAGAAGAGGAGCUCGGGGGAGUCUCCGGGCGAUAGCCAGGCUCCACGGUCCUCCGGGAGGCAGAGCAACGUCCGAGUGAAGCGGGCCAAUAACCCUCCACCCGGACAGAGCAAAAGAAAAGCCACGGAUACGGAAGAGGAGGAUGACCAGUCGGAGAAGAAAUACAGGAAGUGCGAGAAGGCUGGCUGUUCCGCCACGUAUCCCGUCUGUUUCGCCAGCGCAUCUGACAGAUGUGCUAAGAAUGGCUACACGUCUCGCUGGUACCAUCUGUCAUGUGGCGAGCACUUUUGUAACGAGUGCUUUGAUUACUACUACCGAAGUCACAAAGGCGGCUAUGAAAUGUUUGCGUGGUGGAAGAGAGUGUGGACGAGCAACGGGAAGAGCGAGCCCAGUCCCAAAGCGUUCAUGGCGGACCAGCAGCUUCCCUAUUGGGUGCAGUGCACCAAAGCGGACUGCGGGAAGUGGCGUCAGCUGACCAAGGACAUCCAGCUCAGCAGCUCCCUGGCCGUGACGUACCGCUGCGGGAUGAAGAUGAACAGCGGCAAGAGCGAAGGGCAGGACCAGUGCUCCCAGCCAGAAGACCUGCGAGUAGCGGAGGUGGCCGACAGCUGGUGGCAUUCCAUGCUCAUUCUGCCUCCGCUGUUCAAGGACAGUCCGGCCGCUCCCUUCCUGGCCGCUUACUACCCCGACUGCGUGGGCAUGAGUCCGUCCUGCGCUCCCGCCAGCACGCACGCCGGCGAGCUGAGGGCGGACCACUGCAGGGCGGCCCCGCCUCAAAGGGCAGGCUUGUGUCCGUACUUCCAGCCCUUCUACCAGCCCAACGAGUGCGGCAAGGCUCUCUGCGUCCGACCAGACAUGAUGGAGUUGGACGAGCUUUACGAGUUUCCGGAAUUUUCCCGCGAUCCCACCAUGUAUUUGGCUCUGCGUAAUCUCAUCCUGGCAUCCUGGCACAAAAAUUGUAAGGAGGUUCUGACCGCCCAGAAAUGCGCCCGGCACAUCAUUGUGCGCGGGUUGGUGCGUGUGCGCUGCAUGCAAGAGAUGGAGCGGGUACUCCACUUCAUGACCAGGAAGGGUCUCAUCAAUACGGGGGUGCUGGCGGUCCAGUGGCCUCUCCUCCCGGAAAGGCAUCGCUGUAAGAACGUGGUCGUGAUCGGCGCGGGGGCCUCUGGCCUCGCUGCUGCGCGCCAGCUGCACAACUUUGGCAGUCAGGUGCUGGUGCUGGAGGCCCGCCAGAGAAUCGGCGGCCGCGUCUGGGACGACAACUCCUUGGGCGUCACCGUGGGUCGGGGCGCUCAGAUCGUCAACGGCUGCGUGAACAACCCGGUUGCUCUGAUGUGCGAGCAGAUGGACCUCCGCAUGCACAAGCUGGGCGAGCGCUGCGACCUGUUUCAGGAGGGGGGCCGGGGCACCGACCCCGCCAUUGACAAGCGCAUGGACUUCCACUUCAACGCCAUUCUGGAUGUGGUGUCGGAGUGGAGGAAGGACAAGUCGCAGAGCCAGGACAUGCCGCUGGGAGAGAAAGUCCAGGAGCUUAAAAAGAACUUUCUGCAGGAGUCGGGCAUCCAGUUCAGCGAACUGGAGGAGAAAGUUCUUCAGUUUCACCUCAGCAACCUGGAGUACGCCUGUGGGAGCUCUUUAAAGCAGGUCUCAGCCAGAUCCUGGGACCACAAUGAAUUCUUUGCGCAGUUCUCAGGAGACCACACGCUGCUCACUCACGGCUACGCCGCUCUGCUACACAAACUAGCCGAGGGCCUGGACAUCCGCACCGAGUGCCCGGUUCAGUCCAUUGACUACUCGGGUGAUGUGGUCCGAGUUACUUGCUCCAACGGCUCCCAGUGGACAGCCAAGAAGCUGCUUCUUACCGUCCCGCUCACGUUGCUUCAGAGGAACUUCAUCCAAUUCAACCCGCCCCUUCCUGAGAGGAAAAUGAAAGCUAUCCACAGUCUGGGAGCAGGCAUCAUUGAGAAGAUCGCUCUCCAGUUUCCAUACAGAUUUUGGGACAGCAAGAUCCAGGGGGCCGACUACUUUGGUCACGUCCCGCCGAGUCCCGACAAGAGAGGCUUGUUCACAGUUUUCUACGACAUGGACCCGCAGGGGAAGCAGGCGGUGUUGAUGUCUGUCAUUGCCGGUGACGCUGUGGCUGCCGUGCGAGACAUGGAGGACGAGGACGUGGUGCACGAGUGCGUGAAGGUGCUGCGUGAGCUUUUCAAAGAGCAGGAGGUUCCCGAGCCCCUGCGUUCCUUUGUCACGCACUGGAGCAAAGACACGUGGUCACAGAUGUCCUACAGCUUCGUGAAGAUGGGCGGCAGCGGCGAGGCGUAUGACAUCAUUGCUGAAGACGUUCAGGGAAAGUUGUUCUUUGCCGGCGAGGCCACCAACCGCCACUUCCCUCAGACCGUGACAGGCGCCUACCUGAGUGGGGUUAGAGAGGCCAGCAAGAUGGCGGCUCUCUGAGCUCGGAGAGCUUUCCGACUCACCAGCACGGAAACCAAACUAUACCACCUGGCCUGCUUGCGCCAUGUGAACUGCCGAGGAUCACCAAGGGCUUCAAAGGAGCGUCGCAUCAGCAACGCAUCGUCUCUCGUCUCCUCCACGUGAGGCGUGAUGGACACGCUGGCCACUUCCGGCACGCUGUUGAUGGCAGUCUCAUGUCAAAGGAAAAGAAAAAACAUUUGGAGUUGCUUGUUCUCCAGCUGGUGCUGCGUUGUGGGAGUGGGUGCUUACUCUGCCCAUACAGAAGUGGACGUGAGGUUAGAUGUGUAGAAGAUACAACUCUUGUCUUGUCGUGGUCAUUUGAUCCCAAGCGGCCAGGCAGGAGUAAGUCACGAUAGCUGGAUGGUGGAAAGUUGGUGUUUGUGUACUAAACUACGUAAGCGACUGUCCUCUUACUUUCUCAGGGAUGGCAUCAGGACAACAAGUCAUUAUUCAUACAUUAUUUGUCCCUGGGUGACUAUUUAAAGUUUGUCAACAGCACAACGUUGUCUCUGUCUGAUGUUUGGAGUAUUUCAGAUGAUUGUUUAGCAUUUGUAGUAUUUAUCUGCUGUAUUUGUGGAAUAAAUCAUGCUCCAAAGCA
This is a messenger RNA of Doryrhamphus excisus (bluestripe pipefish), 3299 nucleotides long. It is a transcript of the gene kdm1b, whose product is annotated as lysine demethylase 1B. NCBI's taxonomy places the organism in Eukaryota, Metazoa, Chordata, Actinopteri, Syngnathiformes, Syngnathidae. Gene Ontology annotation, molecular function: zinc ion binding; protein binding; oxidoreductase activity. The record is from RefSeq and is a predicted model, not a curated record.